Messenger RNA from Mesorhabditis belari, 1452 nucleotides. The record is from the annotation of a GenBank genome assembly. NCBI's taxonomy places the organism in Eukaryota, Metazoa, Nematoda, Chromadorea, Rhabditida, Rhabditidae.
AUGCCCCAAUCAGAAAUGACAUCGCCUGGGGAUGGUGGAGGGUUGUGUUGUUGUCUUGGAUCGAGCAGAGAAAAGGCUCAUGAUCAACCGGUUACUCUCAUUAAAAGUGAACCAAUCACUUCUCAACCAAACAGCAAUUCCUUAGCCAGUCCUGGAGAACCACCAAUGAACGGGAUUCGAACGAAAACCGCUGAGCGAAGUAUCGAUGGUUUUGAGGAGGUUUCUCUGGAGAUGAAGACACUGCAACAAGCUCUCCCGGAUACAAAAUCAAAGGAUACACAGAAUAAAGACACUUUUAAUAUUACUGAUAUGCAAAUGGAUGCCUUGUGUACGGAAGAGGAGAGCGGCGAGCAGAUUGUUGAGGAUGAGCCCGAUAUCUCAGCAAAUGUUAUUGAAGAGGUUGAUGAGGCUGAGCUGAACCGUUUAACACAUAAAGGAUUCCCAUCAGUGACACGAGACGAACAAAAGAGUGCCGAUCAAGCGGAUGAUGAAUUGACUUUCAAGCAGAUGAUGGCUGAGGAUUACGAAAGGAGAAAGAAAGAGUUGCUCAAAGAGAUCGAGUCAGCUGAAGAGCAAGAGAGAGAAGAAAAAGAAGAACAAGAAAAUGACAGUAAUCGCUCGUUCUUGAAUCUCGAAUUGGAGAGUGAUAAAGGAUCUGAGGCAAGAGUUCAUGCAUCGCCGAGUAUUCAUCGAGUGGAGAUGGCACAGAAAAAUGAAGAUCAACCAUCAACAUCUCAUGAAGAUUCGGAUCGAGAGGGAAAAGAGGGAAUGAGACGGAAACGGAGUGUCGAAGAUGAGAAGCGAGAAAUCGAACGUAAUCGAGUUGAGCAAGAGUUGAUGAACGAGAUUGAGACGCUGGAUUUGGAGGAAGUUAUCGAUGAAGAUCACAAAUGGGAAGAAAAGAAGCAAUUAUCGGAAAGAGAGCUGAAAAAAACGGAUGAACAGUUUAGAGAGGUGGUACCUCAACUGUCAGCAAGGUCCGGUAAUGAGACAGAUGUCGAAAGUGAUGACGAGGAUGAUGAAGAAGAGAUUAUGAUUGAUCGACAUACAGAAACUCUCCCUGUCCAUCGAGUGCCCGUUAGUCAGAUGUAUUCAAAAAUGAGUGAAUCCGAUGAUGAGAGUGAUGAUGAAGAAGAUAGAGAGGUUAUCGUGCCUCCGCCGAGGAAAAUUCAUCAACAAAAGGAUACGGAAAUUGUGGCCAGUUCAGAUGAGGAUAGUGGCAAUGGGAAUACAAGACCGGACAGCUCUUCGGAGAAAGAAAAUGCCACUCACUCGGAUUCUCCUCAAAUCAAUGAUCAUCACAUUACUCGAGUCUCCCUAAAGAGUAACGGCACUUCAACGGUUGUCGUUGACGGGGAUACGGGUGGAGUGAGAGUUUCACUCGAUCAUCCACCCAAUCAAAAAUCGUUGGAACACCAAUUGACUGAUGAUGAGUUCAGUGAGAAAUUGAUC